CAAUUGUGUCCACUUGAGACCGAUUUUGAAAGUAUACCAUACAUUUAUGAUGAUCAUGUAUACAGUCGCGGACGAUCACAUGGGCGAUACCGAAAUCGCACAGGUAAUAGCAUUUAUAUGCGGAGUAAUAGUGAUAUUGUUGAUGAUAAUGGGUUUGGCUUCCACUGAUUGGUUGAUGGCGUUAGGAUGGAGACAGGGUUUAUUUGCACAUUGCAUUGAAGAGGAUGCACCUACACCAUUGCCGUUUAAUAUACCAGAUCCAGCUGGAUGUUACCAAUCUAGAGAUGUUGCCUACAUAAAAGCUGCUGCUGCCUUAUAUGUAGUCUGUCUAUUAACAGACAUUGCUGCAACGAUUCUCACUGGACUUGGUUUAAGGUCACAAGAUAAUCGUGAUAAACAUAAAUAUUACAGAUUCGCAGUCUUCUGUAUGGGCUUUGCAUUGGUAUCACUCUUGAUAGCUUUGGUGAUAUAUCCAGUGUGUUUUGCUGCAGAACUGAAUCUUGGGAACCGAACAAUGUGGGAGUUCGGUUGGGCAUAUGGAGUUGGAUGGGGUGCAGCUAUAUUCUUGUUUGGCGGAGCUGUGUUGUUAUUAUGCGAUAAGGAAAGCGAGGAGAUUUAUUACAAAGAAAGAAAAAUCGUGCGUGACGAUAUUGGCGGCGGUGGUUCUAUGAUUGGUAUGGGUCAUCAUGGUGGACAAAGUGGGACGCAAUUGGCCUAGUGGCAUUGUUCCCUGCCCGACGUUGUUCUCUAGGUGAUUAAUUUCUUCUUUUUCUGUCCUCACAAUUUUUGAUACAUUCAUGAAGAGACGUACACACACACAUCAAAGAGUGAAUGGUUUUUAUAUGUAGUCUACUUGUUACACCAGCAUAUAUUGGACUUGAUCAUUACUUCGAUAUAGGAUGUACAAUAACAUCCGAUCAAGUCCGUCAAUCGGAUGUUUGACGACUAAAGUAUUUGCGACUUGACUGAGAUUUUAAUUAAGUUCACUCAUUUGUUACCAAUUUCCAAUUUCUCAUAUCGACAAUUUCGGGACCAUUGCUGUUUUUAGUUUACUAUAAUAUGUUUUACGUGUAUUAUACAAGUAUUUUUUUAGAGUACGUUUACAUUAUUUUUUAAAAUCACUGAUCAAUUUUUGAUACCAUCACCAAUGGUAGCAUACACACUGAUUUUUUUUUUAUCUAAAGAAUCAAUCGAUGACGAAGCCGCGUUUACUAUUACUAUCUAAUUCCGGACAUAAUGGCAACUAACUUUUUUAAUCCAAACUUUUCAAUUUGCUAAUAUUUCUAACUUUCACUGUGCCUGCAUUGACAGAUCACUAUCGUCUUUGGAUAGCUUUAAAAAAAUGAUUUCGCUGUUUGAAAACGGCGUUUACGAUAUAUGGGUACUUAAACAAAUUCGAUGUUUCAUUAUUCUUGAAAAUAUAAACAAAAAUAAUCACAGUAAGCAGUCGAGAAAACGUGCAAGGAAUUAAUAAGUUUAUAAGAAAAGACACUGCCUUUUAUUAGUCAAGUAAUAAAUCAUGGAUUCUUAUUUUUGUUUUUGGAUAAAAUAUUCAACUUUGAUUUAGUUAUUAUUUAUUGUAUGUUAGUAUAUUUUCUAUAUGUAGUAUGUACAUAUAUACACAUAUACAUAUAUCUAUAUAUAUAUAUUAGAUGUUAGUAAUUUAUUGUUCGCUUUCAUUUACUAAUUUUUUUUCCUACUAUUAUUGAAAGUGAUAUUUGCUUUAAUCGAGUGAUUUACAUUCUUGUAGUGUUUACCAAUAUGUUUGGUAUAACAUUAUGAUAUAACAUUAACAUAAUGUUUAAAACUUAUACUUCCAUAUAUUCUGCAAUGAAUCUGGGCCAAAAAUUGCUCUAAGUGUUGUAUCUUGUAAUGACGU
Messenger RNA from Nomia melanderi (Alkali bee), 1879 nucleotides. RefSeq names its product transmembrane protein 47. Lineage: Eukaryota; Metazoa; Arthropoda; Insecta; Hymenoptera; Halictidae. Gene Ontology annotation, cellular component: cell-cell junction; membrane. Gene Ontology annotation, biological process: cell-cell adhesion. The record is from RefSeq and is a predicted model, not a curated record.